Molecule: messenger RNA, 1784 nt
Organism: Cylicocyclus nassatus
Lineage: Eukaryota; Metazoa; Nematoda; Chromadorea; Rhabditida; Strongylidae
Source: the annotation of a GenBank genome assembly
AUGUUUCAGGAGUUGAACCUAAUGGCGUCCAGAUUUACAUAUUUGGUAGCCAUAUUGGCAUGUUGCUAUGCGGCUCCCUUCCAAGUUGAAGUUGACCAGAGCCUAGUUACACAAACCUUGAACAGUUUGGUACAAAAGGAUACACGACUCGAUACGGACACUACUAUCAAUUACCAGAACAUGGCAUCACACAAAGAUUUUACUCAUGACAAUGCUGCAAAACCACUUUUCACGUCAGUGGUUGAAAGUGCAGUAAGCGGCUCCACGUACAAAACACUGGAAAAUCUUAUUGCGUUUUACAACCAGCCUGAUGUGGACAAGUCAGAAACAAUGACGCCAGCUUGGGAAACAUCUAUCUCUGCAUUUCUUGACGUUAUCAUCCAAACCACAGUAAUGCAAAGUGCACACACGUUCUUGGUGAAUUCAGGACUUUCUUCACCGAAUGUGACACUGUUUAAAAAUCAACUGCAGACAUUGUGGUUUACGCUCUACGCCAGAGAUACGGUAGCCGGCAGUUCGGGCUUCGAAGCUCUUUUCGUUGGUGAAACAAAAGCGACCAAUGUGAUACGUUUUGGCAAUUGGCUGCAGUUCUACAAUCAAGAGAAGGCGGGCAACAUAAACUAUCACGGGUUCUUUCAAAAAGAAAAUGGAGUAGAGCUUUCGCUGCAAUUUUCAUGGUACGACUGGCAAGCUAUGGAAUUUUCGAUGUUACUCAACACUUCACCGGAGUUUGAAAUGGCUGCAUACACAGUGUGUGCCCUUACCGGAGGACAGUGCUCAUUCGCCGUCAAUGGUCAGCCGGUCACCAUUCUUGCAAGCACACUGACGAGUAAUAACGUUGUUGUGAUUGACGACUGCCAUCCAGUUGUCUCAUCUGGUGCCGCUACACAAAAGCCCGGACAAACAACAAAGAAACCGGCGCCAAACAAUUCAAAGUUCCAGGAUCUUGUUAACAAAAUGAGAGCUGCUGAUGUUGACAAAGCAGGUCCAGGGGACUACAAACUUGACUGGGGAAAGAAAGAAACGGGUACCUCCGACAAUAGCAAUAAUAAUCUCAUCGUCUACGUGAACGAAACGCUUUACAAGAAACCUGUCUACGCCAAUCUGCUCAGCGUGGUGCAAAAUAACCUCUUCACUCAUGACGUCUGCACCGCUGAGCCGGGAAUGUCCGGUUUCCGAAAGACUCAGCUGCAACAGUUAAUGGAUACAUGGACUUCAACACAAGUGUUCAACCUCGCCUUCCAAUUUCUGCAGGAGAACGGGAAUGCUCAUGCAAAAGAUUUGACCUCCUUCAAAACUUUCUUGUUCAACUUGUGGUACGGUACUUACUCCCGCUGCUCUCACGGUGCUAUCGGAAGUUCUGGGUUCGAACAUGUUUUCAUCGGCGAAUUUAAGGAUGGAACAAUUGAUGGUCAACAUAGUUGGGUGUCCUACUAUAACUUCCAGAAAGCAGACACGAUUAACUACCACGGAUAUUAUACCUACGUUGAGAACCUAACCGGCACAUUUCAAUAUACUUGGUCAAACAAUCUGAAGAAAAAAGGAGGAUUUCUCAUAGGAACCUCUCCGGCUUUCGACUUUUCGUUGUUUACGGUGUGCUCGCUCAUGUACUCCGGAAACGAAGCCUGCAAGUAUAGCAUCGACGGACAUCCGCUAGCAGUGACAUCUUACACGCAAUCCUGCGAUGCCGGCACAUGCUUAUCUACUUCUUAUCCUGUCGAUUCAUAAUCAAUUCAUAUCAGUUGUACAGUUUACUCAGAUGACGAAGUGAAAUUUAUUGCAAC